GCUCUGUCAGUAACACAUGUGGAUGGGCGGCGGAAAGAGACGCGCACGGAGAGGGGGCCUCCCUGCGAGUCCUGCCAGCGCUGCCGCCACGGAACCCCAGCGGUAGCAGCAGCAGCGGCGGCGGCUCCUCCUCGCCCCGGCCCCUCUCCUGCUGCCUGUGAGCUGGGCUCCGAGGCGCUUUCCCGGGCUGCGGGCGGUUGGUUCUCUGCUGCAGGAGGCUCCGGACCCGGCCAAGGAGGGUGGAGGUUGAGGGCGGGGGGAGCGAUACAAAGUGAAGCCACAUUGCCAAACUUACCCAGCGAUUGCGGCGGCGCCCUGCGCCGACAGCCCAGCGGCCGGGACUGAGCGCCGCGGCUCCCCUCCAGGAAGCGGGGGCUGGAGGGAGGACUCUGCCGGGCGGCUCUCGUCUGUAUUUUGCCAGCCGGGCUGCUACUGACGGGGGUGGGGGGCUCUGCAGGCGGACGCGAGCCCCAGCCUGCGAGCAUUGUGUUUGGUUCUUUGCAAGAAAACCUCCUCCCCCCCGACACACCAGCCUGUAAACCAGAGCGACGCUGCUCCCCGACCUCUUGCAAUAUAGAGGGGAAACAGACCAUGGUGAACCCGGGCAGCAGCUCGCAACCUCCCCCGGUCACUGCUGGCUCCCUCUCGUGGAAAAGAUGCGCAGGCUGCGGGGGGAAGAUCGCGGAUCGCUUCUUGCUCUACGCCAUGGACAGCUACUGGCACAGCCGAUGCCUGAAGUGCUCCUGCUGCCAGGCUCAGCUUGGGGACAUCGGCACUUCCUGUUACACCAAGAGCGGUAUGAUCCUGUGCAGAAACGACUACAUCAGGUUAUUUGGAAAUAGUGGUGCUUGCAGUGCUUGUGGACAGUCGAUCCCUGCUAGUGAGCUGGUCAUGAGGGCACAAGGCAAUGUCUAUCAUCUUAAGUGUUUUACAUGCUCUACCUGCCGGAAUCGCCUGGUCCCUGGAGACCGGUUUCACUACAUCAAUGGCAGUUUAUUUUGUGAACAUGAUAGACCUACAGCUCUCAUCAAUGGCCAUUUGAAUUCACUUCAGAGCAAUCCACUACUGCCAGACCAGAAGGUCUGCUAAAAGGUCAGAGUAAUGCAGAAUGCGUGCCUUCAUCUCAAACUUUGUUCAUCACAGAUGGAUCUCAUGUCUCCAGUAGACAAGUCACCUUUGUAGCUAGCAUCAGUGCCAGCUUCAUGCCAUUGCACCUUCUUUAUUCUUGAUUGCCCUUCCUACAUUUAUUGGUGUAUUAAAAUGACUGAAUAUGAACAUUAAGGACUCCAUGAACCUGGGCUAAUGGGAGACUGUAGAGAAAAUGAAAAAAGAUCCACCGGAGGACAUCUUGGGGGCGGCGGCGGGGGGUGGGGGGGAAUGUCUAAGGAAGCUAAUUAAAAGCAGCAUUGGAAUCUACUUUCUACCCUCGUUAACAAUUAGCAGGGCACUGGCCAGAGUUUGUACCCAGUGUUUUACCUUAACAACAUUCUAUUUGCUCUUUGUAUAUUUAAGUGUUGUAAGGAAAUGUGUUUCAAUCAAACUGAACAUGAGAUAAAGGAAAGAUGUGGCUUUUGUGAUAUUCUAUCACAAACACUUUUAUUGUAUCUCUGUAAAAUACAAUGUAUGUAUGCAUGUAAGUGUUUUUGUCCUACUGUUGCUACUUCCCAUGGCGCGAAAAAAAAAAAAGAGGAAAAAAAAGUCAGGCUCAUAGAAGCUACUGUGUAGAAAUUUUCACCUACUUCUAAUUUGCUGAAUGAAGAAAAAUCUUUUAUUUGUGAUAUUUUCAGAGACAUUUGCUCUAGUAUGGUGUAUUUAAAUAAUAAAAACUUAAAACAAAAACAUUUAAUUGACUUUGGGUUUUAAAAGCUUUGCUUUGUUAUACUACAUUCUAAACUUUAUGUAGCAGUUGCUUUAAUUGUAAAUGACUUUUAAAUCUAGUUUUCUUCGUACAGUUUUAUGCCAAUAAGGAAUUUGUCAAACUACUUAACCAUGUCACUUUUGGCAGAGGUACAGAGCAAUGCUCCAAAACUUUAUUGUUCAUUAAUUCUGAUAACAGCAAGCAUAUCAUUACAGUUCAGCCAUGUUGCAAUGAAUCUUGGUAUGUACAAAAGUAACCACGGUCUGUCUUCAUCCAGUCCUUCAGAAGGCAACACUAUAUAUUUAUAAAAAUGUUACAGGAAAAACUCACAACAAAGUGGUAUGUGUUCUCUGACACAAAUCUUCAAUUGGCUAGUCCUAUAAGGAGGUAUAGUAGUACCUCUCAAUCUUGGCUAUAGGAGAAUAAAUCGCACUGAACUGUGGUGGUCUUGAGGGAAGAAAAUGCCUUUCCUGGCCUGUUUGGUCUUAAAUGUGAUUUGUUCUUGAUUUUUUUUUUUCCCCAAGUUUGAAGGAGAAGUAGGAUUUCACAUAGUUUUUUCUUGAAAUGCUUAUUGGAUAACUAUAGGGCAUUCAGAAAAAACAUCCCAUGCUCUUGCUAGAUGUGAAAAAAAAUGUAUUAUGAACCUAUGGACAUAUGCUGAAUGCCUUAUACCGGGGAACAAUGUUAAGUAGGCCUGGGAGAUGCCUCUGCAGCAUUGCAACAUUGUUAAACAUCAGCAAAAGUCACUACUUUUAUCAUAGGCUAAUAAGCUUGAAGUAUAUAAUAUUUCUAUUCACAUUUUUAAUCAUGCUUUUUUGAAAGGUAUUUAUUCACCUUUCCUGGUUACAGAGCAGCCAUGACACAUUAAGUUUUUCUGGUGAUGCUGAUGUGAGAUGUAACUUAAAAUCCAGCGUUUUGUGUAUCUAAACAACCAACAGCAAGCAUCUCUUUGGAUUAGAGAAGUUCCAAGGAGUAGGAUGCGAAGUCCACUGAAUUUCUGCUUUUAACACUUCCGUGCUUGGAAAAAUAAGACAUUUUCUUUGGGGGAGGAGAGACUGGUUUACCAUAUGCUGUCAGGAACAAAAGACAAAUGUGUGACUACAUUUAGUGUGUGGUAUUAAAAAUUCUCUUAUGGAUAGUUUUCAGGGCUUUAUUUUUUUAGAACAUAAUUACGGAUUUUCAAAAUGCUUCUAAGCUUUUUUCAUCCAGCAUUAAAUCUUUAGGUAGAGUCCUGCAAAUUGUGCUUCUUCAAUUUCUUUGCAAAGAUGCUUUGAGACGUACAAAUAUAGAAUUGAAGUAUUAGUGAGACUGUAGACAUCUUUUAUAUUCUAUCAAUAUAAGCGCUCAUGGUAGAGUAUUUAAACCUAACACGUACAGCUUUUUAAUUAUCCAAUAACCUAGAAGUGCUAAGAAGAUGGUUAAUAACUUUUAGUAAGUAAUGUAGUAUGGCAUUUAGUGAUGUAGAGGUUGAAGUUCAUUAAAGGCUUUAAAUAAACUA
Molecule: messenger RNA, 3356 nt
Organism: Gopherus flavomarginatus (Mexican gopher tortoise)
Lineage: Eukaryota; Metazoa; Chordata; Testudines; Testudinidae
Gene: LMO4
Product: LIM domain only 4
Exons: 5
Coding region: 592-1089 (165 amino acids)
Source: RefSeq, a predicted model, not a curated record